Messenger RNA from Mollisia scopiformis, 1711 nucleotides. RefSeq names its product acid protease. NCBI's taxonomy places the organism in Eukaryota, Fungi, Ascomycota, Leotiomycetes, Helotiales, Mollisiaceae. The record is from RefSeq and is a predicted model, not a curated record. Gene Ontology annotation, biological process: proteolysis. The transcript has 3 exons. Gene Ontology annotation, molecular function: aspartic-type endopeptidase activity. Bases 155 to 1711 code for a protein of 518 amino acids. Gene Ontology annotation, cellular component: fungal-type vacuole.
CACAUAAGCAGGGUGGCUUCGGGGGCCGAAGAGGAACGAGGCUCUGAGUAUCUUUUCCGAAGAUAAGGCUCCCUGAGAAUUGCUUCCAGAUUAUCACGAGAGUAGAUAUCGCACAGCUCCAGUAUCUGUAUUUCCAAUCAGUUCAGAUUUCAAAAUGUGGUUCAAGUCUUUAGUAGCGCGGAAAGCUGUCAACCCUACUCCUUUCUCGUUCGCUCCAAGCCAAUUUUGGGAAGGCAAUGAUGGAACCUGGUCGACAUUCAUAGUUCGGAUAGGCACACCGCCUCAGACAUUUCGGGUGCUUCCUUCCACUGUUGGAAUACAGACUUGGGUGCCUGCGCCUGAAGACUGUGCAUUGUUAAACAAAAACGUCGAAGACUGCUCGAAUUUGAGGGGAGUUCAAUUGUUUGAGAACGGCUGGACUGGUGGAUUCAUGGUAAAUGAGUCCUCAUCCUGGGAUUCAAUCGGUCUCUUCCAGCUGGGACUCGAGAACAGCCUCAACUACACUGGUAACGGGAGAUAUGGGUUCGAAACUAUUGGUCUCGAGAUUCAAAACAGCGGAGGCCUCACAUUACAGCACCAAGUUGUAGCUGGGACUGAAGGACUAGAUUUUAUGCUUGGAAUUUUCGGCCUUGGUCCUCUUCCCACCAAUUUCUCAGACUUUAACGAACCUCAACCCAGCUACAUGUACUCGCUCAAAAACCAAAGCCUCAUCCCUAGUCUAUCAUUUGGCUACACGGCAGGUGCUCCUUACCGAGACAAAGAAGUCCUUGGCAGUCUCACACUCGGUGGAUAUGACUCUUCCAGGUUCAAACCAAAUAACAUGAGUUUCACUUUCGGGGCUGAAGAUGCCGGAAGUUUAUUGGUCGGCCUCCAGGCAAUUCAAGCGGAUAAUGCUUUAGACGGUGUUGUAGAACUUUUGCCAAAAGGAAUAAUUUCCUUGAUCGACUCAACGGUACCAGAAAUUUGGCUUCCAGUCGAGGCUUGCGCUCUGUUUGAAACUUCUUUUGGACUUGUGCACGAUCCACAUACCGACCGUUAUCUGGUGAAUGACUCUAUUCACUCUCAACUACAGACUUUAAAUCCGAGUCUGACAUUUCAGCUUGGAAAUGAUGUUUAUGGUGGGGAGAGUAUCAACAUUGUUCUACCAUACGCGGCGUUUGACCUUCAAGCAAGCUACCCGCUCUAUGUGAACACGACAAAUUAUUUUCCACUUCGGAGGGCUGCGAAAGACUCGCAGUAUGUGAUAGGACGGACUUUUCUCCAGGAGUCAUACAUAAUUGCGGAUUAUGAACGCCAAACAUUCACCGUGUCACAAGCCCAAUUCUCGAACAAUGCAACUUCCACGAUAGUAGCCAUCUUACCACCCUCUACCUCCAAGAGCUCAAAAAUCAGCCAUGCAGCCCUUGUUGGUAUCGUCGUUGCAAGUGUAAUUGUUGGUCUCUUACUACUCUUGGGUGGCGCUUUUGUCGUCAAACGAUCGCGAAAGCAGAAGCACCAAACUCAACAGGCGGAGGAGGAAACAGAAACAAAGCUUGCAGAAAGCCUGCACUCGCCAAUUCUUCUGGAACCGAACGUUGCGCAGUUGCCAGGUUCGGAGGCUCAUGAAGUUUUAGGGAGUAGUAAUUUUAGCCAAGAGCUUGAGACUGCGAACUUUGUUCAUGAGAUUGGGGGGAAUGUCUUGUCGGAAUUACAUGGGACGAGUCGUCAUUAG